Messenger RNA from Monopterus albus (swamp eel), 491 nucleotides. RefSeq names its product carboxylesterase 5A-like. Lineage: Eukaryota; Metazoa; Chordata; Actinopteri; Synbranchiformes; Synbranchidae. The annotation marks the transcript as partial. The record is from RefSeq and is a predicted model, not a curated record. The transcript has 4 exons.
CUGCUUGGAGAUGUGUUUUUUAACAUUCCAGCCAUUAAGACUGCUAAUUCCCACAGAGAUGCCGGGGCACCUGUAUACCUGUAUGAGUACCAGCAUCCUCCCAAAUUCCUUCAGGUAAAAAGGCCAAGCUUUGUUGGGACUGACCAUGGAGAUGAAAUCUUUACAGUUUUAGGAUUUUGCUUCACAACUACCCAUGUCAAAUUAGCUGAUUCAUGCCCUGAAGAUGAGGAACAGCUGAGCAAAAUGAUGAUGAGCUACUGGGGAAACUUUGCUCGCACAGGGUCUCCUAACGGCGACGGCCUUGUCCACUGGCCAAAGUAUGGAGCAGAAGAGGAAUACCUGGCAAUUGGUUUAAAGAAGCAGGUAACUGGUCAGCAUCUGAAGAAGGACCGGUUUGUCUUCCUGACUCAGACCCUCCCAGAGAAAGUCCAGCAACUUACAGAGAAGAUGGAGCACAGUGAGCUGUAGAACAGUCGCCUCUCCUUCCUCCA